Branchiostoma floridae (Florida lancelet) is the source of this 4363-nucleotide messenger RNA. RefSeq lists its product as uncharacterized. The transcript is spliced from 17 exons. Lineage: Eukaryota; Metazoa; Chordata; Leptocardii; Amphioxiformes; Branchiostomatidae. The record is from RefSeq and is a predicted model, not a curated record. Bases 65 to 3382 code for a protein of 1105 amino acids.
UGCUAGCGGGACCACCGUGUUCUCUCUCAGUCUGUUUUCUUGCUCCGCAUAUUUUGGUACAAACAUGGCAUUUAUUAUGCUGCAGGCGACGUCUCUGGUGAUCUUGAGCCUCACAUUGUGUGCCGUGUGUGAACGGGAGGCGUCAUAUCUUUCCCAGUUUGCAGGAUGGCAUUACUACAAAGUACCCGUCACGGGAGAAAUGACAUCGACCAACGUGAAGGACACCUGUGAGGCAGCGGGGUACGUGACACCGUGUCCCGGGGACAGCGACUGUCCUCAUUCCUCGUCCUCGUGCGUCGACACAGGCUUAGAUAACUGUAGUGGACCGAUGGAUGACGUAGCCCGGGUCCUGUGUGGUAAUAGCUCUCGCCCAGAUACCUGUGACCAGCUGGACGGUGUGUACCAGUUCAUGAUCAACUGGAGGUCAGACGACGGCGCUUGUGGUGUGGAGUCAGGAAGUUGGUGCACCAGUGGCUCUGGGCGACAAGACAGAUACGCCUUCUGCGCAAGAGACAGGAAUGUUACAAUUGCUGCACACAUCGAUGUAACCACAACCGUCACACCAAGAAAAGAGCCAAAACGAGAGUCGUCCUUUCUGGCUCUUUAUAAGGGUUGGCGCUACUACAAAGUACCUGUAACCGGAGAGAUGACAUCGUCCAACGUGAAGGCUACCUGUGAGGCAGCGGGGUACGUGGCGCCGUGUCCAGGAGACAGCGAGUGUCGGUAUUCCUCGUCCUCGUGUGUCGCCACAGGCUUGAAGGACUGUGGGUUGCCGAUGAAUGACGUAUCCCAAGUCCUGUGUGGUACUACACCAGACGACUGUGCUCAGUUUGACGGUGUGUACCAGUUCACGGACAACUGGGAAUCUGAGGAUGACGCUUGUGGUGUGGAGUCGGGAGGUUGGUGCAAGGUUGGCACUGGGACAGAAGACCGUUAUGCCUUCUGUGCCACAGACCGGAAUGUCACAACCAUUGGCACUGCACCUCAUAAUGCAACCACAAGAGCACCUGAUACAACUGGCGCACAUGGUAAAGCAGAGUCGAAACUAGCGGUGUCAUUUUUGGCUCUUUAUAAUGGAUGGCACUACUACAAAGUACCCGUCACCGGUGCAAUGACAUCGGCCAACGUGAAAGCUACCUGUGAGGCAGCGGGGUACGUGACGCCGUGUCCCGGGGACAGCGAGUGUCGGUAUUCCUCGUCCUCGUGCGUUGUCACAGGUCUGGAGGACUGUAUAAGGCCGAUGAAUGAUAUAUCAAAGGUCCUGUGUGAAUCAGAAUCGACACCGCAUACUUGUGCUCAGCUUGACGGUGUGUACCAGUUCAUGAACAACUGGAAAUCCGAUGAUGACGCUUGUGGCGCAGAGUCAGGAAGAUGGUGCAUUGAAGGCUCUGAGCGACAAGACCGAUACGCCUUCUGUGCAGAAGACCGGAAUGUUACAACGAUUGGUGUUGCCACUCAUGAUACAACCACAGCAGCCCCUGCGUCAACUAUCGCCCAUGAGUCGAAACGAAAGGUGUCAUAUCUGGCCCUUUACAAGGGAUGGCACUACUACAAAGUACCCGUAACCGGAGAAAUGACAUCGUCCAACGUGAAGGCUACCUGUGAGGCAGCGGGGUACGUGGCACCGUGUCCCGGGGACAGCGAGUGUCGGUAUUCCUCGUCCUCGUGUGUCGCCACAGGCUUGAAGGACUGUGGGUUGCCUAUGAAUGACGUAUCCCAAGUCCUGUGUGGGAAUAAACCAAACGACUGUGCUCAGUUUGACGGUGUGUACCAGUUCAUGGACAACUGGGAAUCUGAGGAUGACGCUUGUGGUGUGGAGUCGGGAAGUUGGUGCGAGGUUGGCGCUGGGAAAGAAGACCGUUAUGCCUUCUGUGCCAAAGAUGUUGCAACCGAUGUAGCAACAACACCACCACAUGAUACAACCGUCGGACACGAUGAAGCGCCAAGUAACUGCUGUGGUAACAUACUGCGGCAGGCGACGGAAGUGGUUGAUCAGUUCAGCAACUACCAGGUUCCAGACGGGUGGACCAUGUGCUACAUCGACGGGCGCGACACCGCGUACUACAGAAUCCCUUGUCGGGACCUCAUCCAGGGCAUUCCCGGGUACGAGAAUGCCGAUCAACUGCUCGCAGGCGGAGGAAACUUCGGGUGCUGGCACGGGAACACCGGUGACACUCCUGGACCGGCGUUCGCAAAGAACAACGUGAUCAAGAACAGCUGUAGGGAUGGCGUCCAGCAGAACACCCUGCUGUCCUCGUGGAGCAAAGUGCAAACAACAACACUUGGAGUAUGUAUCAAGGGAAUUACUUGUGACCAACGAAUGAAAGCACCUGAGCCGUCAAAGGAUAUAUCGGCUUCUGUUAAAUGCACCAAUGACUACAUGGAACUGUCCAUUCCUGUGGAUGAACUGACCGACAUCACCCUGAACGACCUUCACUGGGAGCCUGAUCAGAACUGUGGUGCCACAACUAACGGUACUCACUACCUUUUCCGUACAGGUCUGCACGAAUGUGGGACUCAGGUGACUUUUGACCCCAAGUACGUCAUCUUCAGGAACAACAUCAACAUCAUCGGUACUCCUACGACAAACAGUGUCAUCGCCCGGGACGGAGAUAUCAGGAUUACUUCAAAAUGCAAGUACGAGCGUCAGCAAUGGGUGGACUCCACCUUCUUACCCAUCCCUGGAGGCCACGGACUGAACAUUACUGAAGAGGGGUUCGGGCAGCUUGAGGUCCGGCUCUCCAUGUUCCCCACAAGUCAGUACCAGAGUCAGUACCGGGCCAACCAGUUCCCCAUCCACAUCAAACUGCGUCAGCGCGUCUACAUGCAGCUAGAGGCUCAGGGUCACGGCAAGAAAGUAUCUGUGCUGGCGCUGAACUGUAAGGCAACCAUGUCACCUGAACCUAACGACACCCUGCAGUAUCAACUCAUCAACGACGGUUGUGCUUCUGACCCAACCCUGGAUAUCUUCAGUAUCGACGACCCCGGUAAGGAACGCUUUGGUUUUGAGGCGUUCCGCUUCAUCCAGGAGGUGAAGACGGUGUACGUGCACUGUGAGGUGAUGGUCUGUAACGCCGCUGAUCCUGGGUCUCGCUGUGCAAAGGGUUGUGUUUCGAGACGCAAAAGGACCGCAGGCGAGAAAAUCGACAUGAUCGGUCGUCACGUGAUCCGCAUGGGGCCAAUCAUUGUAGACGAUAGCGAAGCAGCUGAAAGCAACCCGCGGGAUCGCCGCAGUGCAGCCUGGUCCCUGCUGGCUGCCGGAGGAGGUCUGAUGGCGCUCGCCCUUGUCGUGCUGGGCGCGGCCAUCGUGCUGAAGCGGUCCCGCCGUGAGGAGUGGGCCUACCAGGGGCUGACUCACGUGGACGAGGAGGGGGAGGAGUAGAGCGGGACUACAGACUAGCGGGGCUGACUUACGUGGGCUAGGAGGGGGAGGAGUAGAGCGGGACUACAGGCUAGCGGGGCUGACUUGCGUGGAGGGGGAGGAGUAGGGAGGGACUAGAGGCUAGCGAGGCUGACUCACGUGGAGGAGGAGGGGAAGAGUAGAGCAAGACAACAUAACAGGCUAGCGAGGCUGACGUCAUGUUUAACCCCAUUACAUCAAGAUGUAGUUUGUGGUUUGAAAAUAUAUCAUCAUGUCACUUCGAUUUACAUAUACAUACUUAUUCAUUAGCAAAACUGACAAAGUACAUAAAACAGACGCAUACGUUGCUGAUAUUGAGAGUCUACAAGUAGGGACAGACAUAUACAUAUACACAUACAUAGGAGUAGCUACCAGCAUGGCCGACAAUGAUUACGCCAUAGUGACGUGAGUAGAAACACCUUAUAUAGAAAAUGAUAUUCCUGGAAUCGAUUACAGAAUUCAAAGGAACGCCAAUCAAAAAACAAUUACACCGAAAAGGGUACUGUAUGAUGUGUCAAAACCUUUAACCUAUAGGUAUGUGAGCAAAUGUACGUUGUACAUACUUGGUACUUUUUAAAGAUCUAUUCCAAUGCCUUACAAAGUUUCCUUUUCUGCAUUGUAACAUGUGUGAUAUGCCUUGUAAUAUUCCAUUGUGAGGGGUGCGUAAUAGCGUGACCUAUGACUAUGACUUGCGACAGACUCUUAGAGCAUAAUAGGGAGACUAAAUUUUCCCCACAACAAAGGAAAUGUCAUCUUAACAAUGGAUUCUGCAAGGAUGAAACGACCAUCGGCCAUUUAGACUCUGGAGUUCAUCAGUUGAUUUAUUUGGAAAUGACAAGUUAAUUGUUAACUCAAGGUAACAGAGGAGUGUUGUAUUGUAUGCACUGUAUGCAUGUAUUGGGGAAUACAUUGGAUCGAGUUGGAAUACAUAUGAAUAAAUGUCGCAAUGACAUCCUUAUCAUA